GAAAAAAAAGGGAAGAUAGAGAAGGAAAAAACGCGUCUUCCUCAGUCACAGUGUUGACCUCUCUCUCUCUCAUCGUCUCUUCCCUUUCUGCUUCCCCUGUCUCUCUCUCCAAGAGCUUCUCGCCAUACCCUAAAUUAGGGUUAGGGCUAGGGUCUGGGAUCAUUUUUUUCACGGGAGGAAGAAGGAUCUUUCAGUCGACAGUCGGAAAUUUGGAGAAUUGCGAGGUGGGUUUAGGGUUUUUGACGGAACAUUUUGGGGGAAGCUACAGAAAAUGGCUUCUUUGCCAUCUUCAGUGAUCAAAUGGCGAUUUUUCCGCAGACCCAUGUCUUCAAACAUGGUACUUUCGGUCUGUUGGCUAUGUAUCGUAAGUCUUCUCUCCGGCCACGACACGGUCUCGGCGGAUUCGGACAAAUCGGUUCUGCUCCGGUUCAAGGACUCGGUCUGGGACCCGGACUCGGUACUCGCUAGCUGGCGCGUGGAUAGCGCGGAUUACUGCUCCUGGUUUGGCGUUUAUUGUGAUUCGAGCUCACGAGUCGUCGCUCUUAACAUCAGCGGCUCUGGGAGCGACAAGGGUAGCUUCGGCGGAAACCGGAACCGUUUCACUUGCAGUGAUUUUGGUAAGUUCCCGCUGUAUGGGUUUGGUAUUAGGAGGGAUUGUGCCGGAAGUCGUGGAGUUUUGGCGGGGAAUUUGCCUUCUGUAGUCUCUGGUCUCGCAGAGCUUAGGGUUUUGUCGCUUCCCUUCAAUGGCUUCCACGGAGAGAUUCCUGUUGCAAUCUGGGGGAUGGUGAAGCUGGAAGUUCUCGAUCUGGAAGGGAAUCUGGUUUCGGGGUCGUUACCGGCUCAAUUUGCUGGGUUACGGGAUUUGCGGGUGCUGAAUCUAGGGUUCAACAGAAUUUCAGGGGAAAUACCCGAUUCCCUUAAGAGCAUGCCAAGAUUGGAGAUUUUGAACUUGGCUGGAAACAGAGUGAAUGGAACUGUUCCCGGCUUUGUCGGGAGAUUCAGGAUGGUUCACUUGCCAUUGAACUGGCUUCACGGUUCUUUGCCGGAAGACAUUGGGGAUAGCUGUGGGAGGCUUGAGCAUUUAGACUUGUCUGGUAAUUUCUUCACAGGACGGAUUCCACGGAGUUUUGGGAAAUGCCAUGAGCUAAGGUCAUUGCUGCUGUAUAUGAAUUUGCUGGAGGAGACUAUCCCAGUCGAACUCGGGAAUCUUCAGAAGCUUCAAGUGUUGGAUGUUUCGAGGAACAGCCUUAGCGGUCCAUUGCCAGUCGAGCUGGGGAACUGCUCGUCUCUGUCUGUGAUCGUACUCUCGAAUCUGUAUAAUGUGUAUGAUGACAUUGACAGCGCCAGAGGAGGAGGAGAUGGUAAUCUUCCACCAGGCUUGGACAUGACCUCGAUGACAGAAGAUUUCAACUUUUUCCAAGGUGGAAUCCCGGGAGAAAUCGCUAAGCUUCCAAACCUAAGGAUAUUGUGGGUGCCGAGAGCUACGCUCGAGGGAAGAUUGCCGGAAGACUGGGGUUCAUGUGACGGUUUGGAGAUGGUGAAUUUAGGUCAGAACUUCUUCAAAGGUGAGAUUCCCUUUGGGCUCAGUUCGUGCAAGAAUCUCCGGCUUCUGGAUUUGAGCUCGAAUAUGCUUUCAGGCCAGCUGCUCGACGAGCUCUCGGUUCCCUGUAUGAGUGUAUUCGAUGUAGGCGGGAACAGAUUCUCGGGACUGAUCCCAGCUUUCGGUAACAGCUCUCGUUGCCCUCCCAUCGUUUUCUUUGACGGGUAUUCCGUCGAAUCUUACGAUGAUCCAUCAUCUGUCUAUCUCUCCUUCUUCACCCAAAAGGCCCAAGUCGGGAGUUAUCUGACGUUUCUUGGAGGCGAUGGAGGUCCAGCUGUUUUUCAUAAUUUUGCAGACAACAACUUCACUGGAACUCUCCGGUCUAUUCCCAUUGCGAAGGAGCGGUUGGGGAGGCGAGUCUCUUACAUAUUUUCGGCCGGAGACAAUAAAUUGUAUGGUCAGUUCCCGGGAUAUUUAUUCGACAAGUGCAGCGGACUUGAGGCUCUUUAUGUCAAUAUUAGCUUCAAUGAGCUUUCGGGAUGGAUUCCUGAAGACAUCGGCAAAAUGUGUGGUUCUCUCAAGCUUCUCGAUUUGUCGCUGAAUCAGAUUUCCGGGUCUAUUCCAUCUGCUGUUUCCGAUCUAGUUUCACUCAUUGCUCUUAAUCUCAGUUGGAAUCAGUUGCAGGACCAGAUACCCGAAGAACUCGGGCAGAUGAAGGGUUUGACAUAUCUCUCAUUUUCUAAUAAUAACCUCACAGGACAGAUUCCAGCGAGUUUCGGUCAGUUGCAAUCUCUGGAAGUUCUCGAUCUCUCUUCGAAUGAUCUUUCAGGUGGCAUUCCUCGUGAUCUCGUAAACCUGAGAAAUCUCUCGGUUCUGCUUCUCAACAACAACAGGCUUUCUGGGCAAAUACCUUCGGGUUUUGCGAAUGUGACGGCUCUCUCGGUUUUCAACGUUUCAUUCAACAAUCUGUCGGGACCUGUCCCUUCGACCAAUGGAUUGACGAAAUGCAGCAGUGUUCUUGGAAACCCGUACCUCCGACCUUGCCACGUCUUUUCUCUGACAGUACCGUCCUCGGAUCCGCAUGGGGCUCUCGGGGAUUCUCAAGAUUAUGCAGCUACCUCACCCGUUGGAAACAGCCCUUCACCCCGAGGGAAGGUCGGUUUCAACUCGAUAGAGAUCGCUUCCAUCGCCUCGGCUUCAGCCAUCGUCUCGGUGCUUGUGGCUCUUCUGGUACUGUUCUUCUACACCAGGAAAUGGCACCCGAGAUCGAAGAUCAUGGCCACGACCAAGAGAGAAGUCACGGUAUUCAUGGAUGUAGGAGUCCCUUUGACGUACGACAUUGUCGUUAGAGCCACUGGAAACUUCAACGCGAGUAACUUGAUUGGGAAUGGCGGAUUCGGAGCUACGUACAAAGCGGAAAUUGCUCCUAAUGAGUUAGUCGCCAUCAAAAGGCUCUCGAUUGGACGGUUCCAAGGCAUCCAACAGUUCCACGCUGAGAUCAAAACCCUAGGAAGGCUCCGACACCAAAAUCUCGUCACCCUCAUCGGUUACCACGCAAGCGAGACCGAGAUGUUCCUCAUAUACAACUAUCUUCCCGGAGGAAAUCUUGAGAAAUUCAUCCAAGAGAGAUCGACGAGAGCCGUGGAAUGGAGGGUUCUUCACAAGAUCGCUCUUGACAUAGCCCGAGCCCUCGCGUAUCUCCAUGACCAAUGCGUUCCUCGGGUCCUUCACCGGGACGUUAAGCCGAGCAACAUCCUCCUGGACGAUGAUUACAACGCAUAUCUGUCGGAUUUCGGGUUGGCCAGGCUCCUCGGGACGUCGGAAACCCAUGCGACGACGGGAGUGGCGGGUACGUUCGGGUAUGUGGCACCGGAGUAUGCGAUGACGUGCCGGGUUUCGGACAAGGCGGACGUGUACAGUUACGGGGUGGUGCUGCUGGAGCUGCUGUCAGACAAGAAGGCGCUGGACCCGUCGUUCGUGUCGUACGGGAACGGGUUCAACAUAGUGCAGUGGGCGUGCAUGCUGCUGAGACAGGGGCGAGCGAAGGAGUUUUUCACGGCCGGGCUAUGGGACGCUGGCCCGCACGACGAUCUCGUCGAGGUUCUUCAUUUGGCUGUGGUCUGCACCGUCGAUUCUCUCUCGACCAGACCGACGAUGAAGCAAGUGGUGCGGCGGCUCAAGCAGCUUCAGCCUCCGUCGUGUUAAAAAAAAGUAGGAGGAUGGAUGGAUGGAUGGUCCUGUUGUAAUUUCAGCGAUAUGACGAGGACAAAAGAGUCAUCGGACCAUUGGAGAGAGAUAGGGAGAGAGGAGGGGUUUCCACUCUUUUAGGUGAGGAAAAAAAUAGGGUAUUUUGGAAAAUUGAAGUGAAACAAAGAUUUAAGAAUUGUAGCUAUUUAUUUUCCACUUGUAAAUUUGUGAUAUAUAGAUUUUUCUCAAAAUGGCUUCUCCCU
Molecule: messenger RNA, 3990 nt
Organism: Tarenaya hassleriana
Lineage: Eukaryota; Viridiplantae; Streptophyta; Magnoliopsida; Brassicales; Cleomaceae
Product: LRR receptor-like serine/threonine-protein kinase RPK2
Exons: 2
Coding region: 272-3745 (1157 amino acids)
Biological process (GO): protein phosphorylation
Molecular function (GO): protein kinase activity; ATP binding; protein binding
Source: RefSeq, a predicted model, not a curated record